Lodderomyces jiufengensis is the source of this 2349-nucleotide messenger RNA. RefSeq lists its product as uncharacterized. The coding region runs from base 1 to 2349 and encodes 782 amino acids. The record is from RefSeq and is a predicted model, not a curated record. The transcript has a single exon. NCBI's taxonomy places the organism in Eukaryota, Fungi, Ascomycota, Pichiomycetes, Serinales, Debaryomycetaceae.
AUGGCAAGUGAAUUUCUUCGCUCUUCACCAGCAAGAGAUGAUACAGAAGAAAUUAAAUAUAAUAAAAUCUCUUCAAUAACUCAAACACCAGCCUCAAUAAAAAUAAGCAAGUUCAUAAAACAAGAACAACUUCAAUCACAACAAAAUAACAAUAGUCUACAAUUACCAUCUGUACCACCGUCAACUUCCAAAUUCAUAAAUCAUAAUACAAAUCUAGCAGGCUGGACUCCGUUAAUAUCGAAAACUUAUUCAAAUGAGCAAAUACUAUCAUUUAACUCAACUCCAAAUAAAUUGUUUUUAUCAUCAUCAUUACAACCAAAUCAAUUACAUUCAAAUUUACAACAACCCUCAUCUGCAUAUCAUAAUAAUAUACUAGGUCAGCAACAAACAACUCAACAACACCAAUCAAACGACUUUGAAUAUCAAGGAUUUGGUUUAACACCAUUUAUAAAUCACAAUUUUAAUUUUAUGGGAAACACAUCAAUAAGUCAAAUUAAUAAUAUAACACCAUACAAUGAAAAAUUAUUUCAGCAAAAUUGUGAAUUUUUUAUAGAUUCUCCAAUAAGAUCAAAUAAGAAUAUUGAACAGAAUUUUACAAUAACUCCCUCCAAAUUUACACUAAAUAGUAUAGCAAGUUCUAAGAAAAUUUUACAAGAUCCUUUAACUAGUGCAACGAAAAGAAGUAUAAAUUUGGUGGAUACACCACCAAGACAGCCUCAUAAAUUAAGUAUCAUUACUAAAGCAAAUAGUGAUGAAGAAGAUAAUCAAAAAAAGGUGAAGGAUGAGGAACCAGAAGAAGCACAAAAUACCAAUAUAAUCAUAAAGAAGGAAAAAGAUGCGAAAAGCAAAAGUCCAUUUGAAGUUCAUAACGACAAUGAAAAUGAUAAAGAAAAAGAAACAGAAGAUGAAUUAGAUGAAGAAGAAGAAGAAGGAAAAGAAGAAGAAAAGACCAAUAUUAAAGUCAAGAUCGAAAAGAAUGAUAAUAAAAAUAUACUACUACAAACUCCAUGCAAGAAACCAUUAAAAGAUAUCUCAAACAAACCAAAAUUAGAAUUCAAUACUCCAGCAAAUAAACAAAUUACCAUGAGUUCACCAUCUACUAUUAUUUUAACAUCAACAAAGAAAAGUUCAAGGAAGAAAGAGUCAAAUGAUAAAGAGAAUAAUCCCCCACCAAGUCCAACACCCGCAAAAGUUUCAUUACAACCUAAAAUGGGAGUAUUUUCGGAGAAAGGUUUAGCAAAACCUAAAUCAAAACCAAAAAGUAAACCACCAAAAAAACAUGUCUCAAAUGUACCUGCACCAAAAACAACCAUUCCAGCAAAUUCUUCAGCUACAAAAACCGACACUUCAUCAUCUUCAUCAACUCUUUUCAAUCCAACUAAAUUAAGAGCCGAAAAUAGAGCUAAAAUGCAAGCAGGUAUGAAUAAAUUUCAAAUUGUUUUAACUGAUGUAAAUACAAUUGUCAAUAAAAAGAAAACCAAAAAGGAAGAAAAGAGUAAACCAUCACCUCAAAUAAUACAACCAACUAUAAUUCCUCUACAACCACCAGGACUACCUCAACAAAAUCCCAUACCGCAACUUCAACAACAACAACAAAUUCCACAUCCACCACCUUCAUUGAACCAUCAACUGUCAUCUAUUAUGGAUCAUAAUAUGACCAUGAAUUCAUCAAAAGAACAUAGCAGUAUAAUAUCGCAUAGCAACAACAGCAUCAACUCAAGUCAUUUAAAUUUAACAACCGAUCAUACAUCAUUUGAAUUAGGCGGUAUAUCAUCAACUCCCAAUUCUAAAUUACUAUUAGAUAGAAUAUUUGACAAGCAGUCUCCUCAACAAUUAAUUUAUUUUCAGUCCAACAUGCAUCAACAACAACCACAUCAACCACCACAACCACAACAGCAAGUACAAUUUUUACAACCUCCGCAACAUCAGCAACAACAACAAGGUGUAAUGCUACCCCCACAACUGACGCAACCAAACAAAAACUUUAUAAACCAGCAACCACAGCAACAACAAAAUUUUCCCGUAAUGUCAAUGAUGUCGACACCACAACAUUCACACAUAUACAACCCAAAUGACAUAAAUGUUCAACAACAUCAAAAUAUGAACAAUCAACAACAACAAAUAAAUAUACCAAGUGCAAAUGCAUUUCAAGUCCCAUCACCAUGGAGUUAUGCAUUCGGUACACCGCAAGGAUUUUCCAUUUUUAAUAAUUCACAAUUUACUAAUCAAUCAGCGAGUUUCAUGAACAACACAAAUAAUAAUAAUUCUACUUCUUCUUCUUCGAAUUUAACUGCUGCUGUUAUGGCUGUCGCAUCGAAGGAGAAUAGUGGCAAUAGUACUUUACAAUAG